Molecule: messenger RNA, 3252 nt
Organism: Octopus bimaculoides (California two-spot octopus)
Lineage: Eukaryota; Metazoa; Mollusca; Cephalopoda; Octopoda; Octopodidae
Product: thioredoxin-like protein 4B
Biological process (GO): mRNA splicing, via spliceosome
Cellular component (GO): spliceosomal complex; U5 snRNP; U4/U6 x U5 tri-snRNP complex
Source: RefSeq, a predicted model, not a curated record
UCAGAUACGUUGAAUGCACUCGAAGAAACUUGUGGAAAAAAAUUAUUUCACAGCGAGGUACCAACGGUCCUUUACGAAAUAUUUACCAAUUUUUCUUUCUCGAUCGUUGUAUGAAAUAUAGGAAUGCAAAAAUGAAGGGGAAGUUUUUCCUUUUCCGAUGAGAUAUGAACAACUAUUCCCCAAUUUCACCAAGAAAUAGACAAUAAUGAAAACAAACACGAGGACUGUUGUCUAUCUCUCACUGUACACAACUCGGAGGAAAAUCUAUGACCAACCCGUCAUAUAUCAGUCGAAACUGUCUCUCUAUUAAAAGAGAAUGGUGUGUUUUGAAGUGAAUUUGACUGUUAUUUCUAACAAGUUGUGCUGUCAGAAGAUCCCUCUAUGAGUAAUGAAACCGAGUGGCAGAAGCAUGGUAGCUGCAACUCUAAGAGUUUCUCUUUCUCAUAUCGUCCAUUCUUUACACAAGGUCGACAGACUAUUUCAAUGACAUAGCUGAAGAAUCGACUGUAUUGACAAAUAUUUAAUGUUAUCAACCAUCAAUAUUGAAAAAAAAAAAGAUCGGAAUCUAUUAAUAUUUGCAGAACAUGUUUAUUCCGACUUGGAUUUAAAACUUUUGUGAGAUAACCGGAAAACGGUAAAGAAAGUCGCAUGAAAUAACCCAUGAAAGGAUCUUAUAAACAAUCCAUCAGCCGAAGCACUUAGCACCCUCUUUUGUCAGCUAAUCUAUUUCCAAAUUAACUAUACACAUAUCUAACAUAAAAUGUUAAUGCGAAAUCACCAACGGAAUUAAUAAUGCAACUUUGUAAUGUCAUUAAACAGUUGUUAUAAAUCUAUUAUAACCGAUUAAAUCAUUAUUUCGUCUUAUUCGUCCCUAUAUUGAUAAGCACAAGAAACACCUGAUAAUAUGUAAAACCAAGCUGCUUCUGAAAUUUAGGGCGGUUUUCCAAAGUUAUGGAAGCUCUGAGUAACAUGGCUGUCUUCUAUACUGUGGAAGUUGACAGUGUUCCAAUAUAUGUUCAUUACUUUGACAUUACGUUGAUACCGUCAACUAUUUUCUUCUUUAAUGCUCAACAUAUCAAAGUUGAUUGGGAAACACCAGAUCACACCAAAUUUGUUGGCAGUUUCAAGACAAAACAGGACGUGAUUGAUGUGGUAGAAGUUAUUUUUCGAGGAGCAAUGAAAGGAAAACUAAUUGUGAAAAGCCCCCUGGAUCCUCGCAAUGUACCUCGAUAUGAGCUAAUUUACAAAGACAUAUAAUGUCAUCCAGGUGAACCAACAUCUGUUUCCAUCUGUCCUUGGUCAUCUUCAACACCAGUUCCUGGCAACCACUUUCAUAUCUCAUGGCUCUGACAUGAUUAAGUUUGAAGAUCAACAUAUAUACAAGCAUGGCUGUGUGGCUAGAAGCAUGCUUCUCAAUUAUAAGAUUCCAGGUUCAAUCCCUCUGUGUGGCGCCUUGGGCAAAUAUCUUCAACUAUAGUUCUGGGCCGACCAAAGCAUUGUAAGUGGAUCUGGUAAACAGAAUCUGAAAUAAGCCUGUCAUAUAUUAAGUGAUUUAAGUUAUAGAACAAAGUUCGACAAGUUCAAUCAUAUUUUUAAUCUAUUUCACUAUACAAUUGUUUUGUACAGAAAAACAAAUUCAUUUUAAGAAUCUGAGUUGUUAAAGAGUAUUCAUCAGUAGCACAAUAAGAAAAUAAUAAUAAUAAUAAAGAAAAAAGGACUUUAGAAUUACAUGGGUAUGGUGUUCUAACUAAUUUUUGUAAUGUGUAAUUGUUCUUGGAGUCAUGUCUAAAAUAGACGUAACUCUAAGAGCAAUUACACAUUGUUCAAAUUCUUAGAAUGAAUUUAUCUUUCUGUACGAAACGAUUGUAUAGCGAAAUAAAAAAAAUUUUUUUUAUUCCAUAUUAACAUCUAAUCUCCUCCAUUUACGAAAAAUAUGACUGAAUUUGUCGAACGUCAUUCUAUAACUUGAAUCAUAUACUUAAUAUACUUACAUAACCUUUCAUAUCUAUGCCGAUUUACAUCAGUAAAUUCAAAGUAAAGUAUGAAGAAUCAUCUUAGAAAUCUUAUGGAAACUGCUCCAAUUAAAGAAUGAAUCCACAUUCAACCUUUUUUUAAAAAAAGAAUGACUGUGUGGUAAGUAGCUUGCUUACCAACUACAUGAUUCUGGGCUCAAUCCCAUUGUGUGGCAACUUUGGGAAGUGUCUUCUGCUAUAGUCUCAGGCUAGCCAAAGCCUUGUGAGUGGAUUUGGUAGGCAGAAACUGAAAGAAGUCCAUCGUGUGUAUAUAUAUAUAUAUAUAUAUAUAUAUGUGUGUGUGUGUGUAUCUGUUUGUGUGUCUGUGUUUGUCACCCCAACAUCACUUGACAACCGAUGUUGGUGUGCCUGUCCCUGUAACUUAGCAGUUCGGCAAAAUAGACCGAUAGUCUUUGUAAGCUUAGUACUUAUUCUAAGUCCUGGGAUCAAUUUGUCCAACUAAAGGCAGUGCUCCAGCAUGACCACAAACAAACGACCAAAACAAGUAAAACAAUACAAGAAUAUCUAUGUAUAUAUAUGCUAACACACACAUAUAUAUAUAUAUAUAUGUAUGUGGAGGGAGCUGACUCUUUGGCUUGACAUUGCAUGGUAGUUGUAAAUGAAGGUUUCUGUCAUGCAAGUAGUGAACUCUGAAAAACAUGUCUGGCCAUAGGGAAAUAUUACCUUACUUGGAAACAGGUGAGGGUUGGCAAGAGGAAGAGCAUGUAGCCUUAGAAAAUGGCAACAAGUGCCAGGAGCCCAGUAGCAUUUAUAUGAAGAUACCUUUCCUUAGACGAGCAGCUACUAAAGGGCUGAAGGGCCACAUCUGUCCUGCAUUUGUUGAGGUGUCUUUGAGCGACUGUUUUCCAGAGGCAUUUCUGUGACAUGCUAAUUAAACCCAUGACCCUGACAGGUGCUAUUACUCUAAGUCAGGGUAGACCUAGUGGCUACGGAGUGGUUCCAUGCUCAUCAAAACAAUGGAACCCCUGAAACAGGGCCCCACUACCAGAUAUCACUUGAAGUCAUACCCUGGUUAUUCUGUGGUUAAAUAAAUGAUGACAACAACAACAACAUUAAUUUAAAAAUAUAUCAUUUAAAUUGAAUGUUUUUAUUAAUUUUUAUAAUUUUUGGUGUAAGAUGAAUGUUUUAAACUUAAACAAAAAAACUAUGCUGAUUUUUUUUUUAAGUAAAAUAAAAAAUAUAUAAAAAAUAAAAUCAAUAAAAAGGUAAAUAAAUAACA